Molecule: messenger RNA, 2637 nt
Organism: Colletotrichum phormii
Lineage: Eukaryota; Fungi; Ascomycota; Sordariomycetes; Glomerellales; Glomerellaceae
Product: aspartic peptidase domain-containing protein
Exons: 4
Coding region: 1-2637 (878 amino acids)
Source: RefSeq, a predicted model, not a curated record
AUGGACGUGAUUAUCUUCGCAUCCUUGGGAGCACCCGAUUUUCCGUCUGUAACAAAAUCAGCACCACAGCUGCUUCGCAAUAUGGGUGGCGGCUCGUCCCGUCCGUCGCCGCCUCCGCGCGUCCCAAAGACGCUGCCGUCUACCACUGUCUGGAUCCAGCAUUUGCCUCCAAUCAUCUCUGACACAACCCGUGAAGUUAUUCUCUCUAUCAGGCAGAUCCGCAGCCGAUAUUUGACUGGAGGCAUCUCGAGCCUAGGCCCCGAGGAAGUGGCGCUGCUCCUUGAGAGACUAAAUGUCUUGAGUGAAGAUGCUCGACACGCAGCCAACAUUCGGGACUAUGUUACGCUCUGUACUGAGGAGACUAUUUUGCGCUUAUUGACAGACCAUGGGCCUAUUUCACAAAAACUGCUCGAAGUUGCUCGUGCUGUAAACCCAUUCAUCGGGUCUCAAGCGACUGAUGCGGGGAGAUUGGAGGCAGACUCUACCUCUGGAGGAGAUGGCAACCUACCUAUUCCUUUUCGGCCGUCUGAUAUGUGUCUGAUGAAUGAGUGUGAGAAGGAUCUCUUGGUCUUGUUAUGUUACUGUGAUGUUGCUGUUCUCGAAGGGUCCAUCGAGGAGGCUCUGGCUCAACUGUUGAAAAUGGCAGAAAAGUACGGCACUAUUAAGGACCUAGAUCUUCGUAAAGAACCCCUUUCGGAAACCGAGGUAAUAUUGACCCAGGCACUUUCUGGAUCUGGAUCCUGGUACCUUAAGGACGCUGCUGCCUGCGAUGGAGUCAUUGCCAAGGGGAUCAACACAACCAUUCAACGUAUCAUCCUAGACGUGUGCCAAACGUCGGCCAUGCUGCUGCGUCGUAUCUCGCUCGCCGCGGCCGCCGUCGCCAGCGCAAAUGCGCAGAUUCAACUCCGUUGGUCAACUGAUCUUGGAGGCAAUGAGAACAGAACCUAUGGUCCUGACGGGCCAUGGCAGGCGCCGCUUUUCAAACUCAAUGUCACCGAGAUGCCUCUCUGGCCAGGCGGCUCUGGUGUUUCUGAGAUCCUAACAACAUCCGUCGGCGGGGACUACACGCCGCGCGCUGACACCGUCAAGACGGGGAGGAUGAGGGCCAACUCCGAUGGCUGGUUCAGCAGUGUCUUCAUGGAGGCGGGUUGGUCGGGCAUGGAGUACUGGGACGGCAUGGUGAUCGACUCGAGGAUGGGAACCAGUCAUGAGAUCAAGGUUAACGCGACUUUGGUCGCCGCGACGGCAUGGAAUAGUUCUACCCUCUCCAACACGACUGCCUACACGCCGACGGUUGGUACACUUGGCCUCGGACCCAGGAGCGAGAGAAGCGACGACACAACCGUCCCGGGGAUCCUCGAACAGCUCAAGACCUCGGGCGAUAUCGAUAGGACUGCUUUCAGCGUGCAAAUGGGGAGUGCCGCUCUCGAUAUUCCCGGCUCGUUGGUGCUCGGCGGAUACGAGCAGAACAGGGCGCUCGGUCAAGUUGGCACAUUUGCACUCCAGGAUUCGACACCGAUGAUGUUUCUUAGGGAUGUCAUCUUCGACUUUCAGAUACGGAACCAGUCUUUCUACCCCAUCAAGUCGAACGUGAGCUUUUGGACGAAUCCUACAGACCUCGGUAUGCAAUAUACCAAGUACGUCGGCGGCGCUGCCGGCUCGGCGGUCGUGAUUCCGAACCCAGCUUCACCGUACAUCUAUCUACCGCCAGGAAUCUGCGAAGCUAUAGCAGAGAAUCUUCACAUGACGUACCACAAUAAAUCAGGGCUCUACCUUUGGGAUACUGAUCUAGGGGCUCAACUCUUCGUCAACCAGUCAGCCUACCUCGGCUUCGUCUUGGCUGACUCGAGCGCAACGAACAUGACCAUCAAAGUCCCCUUCCAGCUCCUCAACCUAACAUUGGAACCUCCCCUGGUGGAGCAAACGGCCAACUACUUCCCCUGCAAAUCCAUCAACUCAAGCUACGGCUUCUGGCAGCUUGGCCGCGCCUUUCUACAAGCCGCAUUCCUCGCCGUCGACUACGAAUCCAAUGUUACCUACAUGGCGCAAGCCCCAGGCCCGCGUAUGGAGCAGAGCAUCGUGAAGAAGUUUGACGGCGCGGCCAUCAACACCAACCCGGCCGAGUCAUUCGUCACGACGUGGGGAGACGCCUGGGACAAAGGACAAGUUUUGCAGAGCUUCCACACCGACGACAAGACUUUAACGGCCGGAGAAAAGGUUGGCAUCGCAGUCGGAGUCGUAGGUGCGGUUCUCGUGGCGCUGUGGUUUUUGCGCCGUCGCAGAAAGCAGAAGGAGGGGCCUGACUCCCCGCCGGAUGCCGUUGACAAGGCUUUUUUAUGGUUCAAAGAGAAGAGGGGCAAGAGCCAGAUGACGCAGGUGGAGAGUCAGAUGAGCUCGAUGGCCGAGAACGGGGGAAACGGGGGGAUACAUAUGGCUUAUCAGGCGGAACCAAAGGUUCUGAGGGAAGGGAGCCACGUCAACGAGUUGGAUUCGCGGUCGCCUCUCACUGAGAUGGGGACGCCGUUGCCGCAUGAGAUUGGCUCUACGGAUCAUCGUCCGGUCAGGCACGAGGCACCGGACGACCACAUGGUGUUUGAGCUGCCCGCCAGCUCCGAGAGAGCGAACAAGACACGAUGA